CGCACACGGGCGCUACCUAUGUCUCACGACCGUAACCGCGCUCGUCCUCCAUUUUCAUUGUGUCGGUUUCGUAUCAACUCGAUUUUGAAAAAUAUCUAUCUGCGAAAAAUUACGCCUGCACGAGAUUUUAAGUAAGUACGUAAAUUUAUCGGUUUCACGCGAUCCGAUCGCCGAGUAAUUGUUUUCAUCUUUUCAUCCGUCUUCGUCGUUUGUCCCCCCACAGGCCCGCACCGAACAAGUAGGCACCAACUUAAACAGAGCGUCCUGGUUUACGAUAGUGUUGUGUUCGGUCCGUACAGUUUUGAACAUAUUGUAUGUUUAUAAUGUAUACAAUAUAAUAUACAUACCUAUGUCCUAUAUAUAUAUAUAUAUAUAUAUAUAUAUAUAUGUAUAUAUGUAUAGUUAGAUAUACGUAAUAGUAUUGUCGAUACUCAUCAUUAUAAUUAUUAUCGUUAUUAUAAUAAUCAAAAAUAAAAUAAUUUAAAAGGACUGACACCGCGAUGGUGUGCGUGCGUGUGUGUGUUUUUGUCUGUGCGUGCGCGGGUCGUUAGUGCGCGCUUUUCUCUCCGGCCGUUUGAUUUUCUUUGCCGUGUUCGAUUUCCGAUUAUCGAAAAUUUAGGUUAUAAAAAUUUGUCGGUAGUUUGGUACGCGCCGUCCACUGUUUUUAUUCCUUUCGGUUCGUUUGUGCUUAUCCCGUUCCGUCGAGUUUUUGAACCUUUGAUGAUAACACAGUUAUUGCGCGUAUUUCAAAGUGUGUACCGAUCGCCGCUGCUGGUUAGUAUAAUUAUUAAUUAGUUAUGUCACUUGUAAAGCAUUCCGUCAUAAUAUAUCAGUGUUUUUUAAAUUCUUUCUUCCGAAAAGUCCAUCUGUAUUCGAUUCGUUCUUCGGAUGUCGGACAUAAUAACAAACGCUUUGGUUUAGCUGUUAAACUGUGAACGUGACACCGUUAUUCGCGUAUUUCGUGUCGAUGUCGGGUUAGCGACGACGUUCCGUAAAAUAAAUUUAGCUACAAUACGAUCGAGAUUACCAUCCGUCGUCAAUGGGUUAGUUGCCCAAGAAUCGAAAAACAGCGAACCUCGAUGUUUUAGAGCUGAUUACGACGCCCAAAAAUCGCUGGGUUUUCUGUUUUCACAACAAUCCGGUCUCAGCGGCUUUCCAGUUAUGUGGUCCACGGCUUUACAACUGUGUUUUAUACGAGGUCGUAGUUUACAAGUUUCCUGUGAGUAUCUGCUCUACUAGUCAUGACAUUGAGUCAGUUACAAAUUGGCUAGGUACUUUUCUAUACUUAGUUUGUUGAUUGAAUAUGCGAUUUUAUCUUAUGGUGGUAUGUACUGCUUUCUUACUGAAAAGUGAUUUUUCAUUGUUAUCGUUCACUAAAACCAAUCACUGCAUUAGAUUUUAAUUGAUUUCUAUGCAUUGUUGUCAAUAUUAAUAAAAAAAGUUGUGAAACAAUUAUGACUUCUGUUUGUAUUCACUCGUAAAUAUACAGAAUCUGUGAUCAAACUUUCUAUUUUUGUGUUUUCUGAUUGAUUUUUGAAUUUUUUUCUUGUUCUUCACAUCUAAGAAAUGUCCGGUAAAUCCAAAAUCUAGUCAAUGGUUUCAUUUUAUUUUAUAAAGAAAAAUACAAAGUGCCAAAAGUCAGAGAUAGACCAUAAUUUGUAUAGUUAUCUAUUAAUUUUUAGAAUGAUAAUAUAAGUACACUAAAUUUUAACCUAAAUAAAACGUUUCCAAGGGACAAAAUGUUUUUUUCCCAAUUUCUAUUCAAAAUGUUAUCGGUUUGAAUUUAUUAAACCAUGAUUUAUCAUGGACUCAAUGUCCGAUUCAAACAUAUGCUGUUAAUGUAGUCUUUGUGACUAGCAUACAUUUUCAUAUUUGUUCCUCAGAAAUAUAAUUUAUUUGAAAACUGUUAUCAGUAUCAGGUAUCUAUAAUGAAGGUACUUAUAAUUUUGUUUAUGUAACCUAUGUUUUAUUUAAUUUGUUUAAAUAAUUAUAUAUAAAUCUUAUAAGUACUAUAAAUUUUAAUUGGAUACUUACCUAAAUUUAUUUUAUUCAGUGAUGGGAAAGAACACAAUCCUUUUGAACAAGUUUUAUGAGAAAAGAAUUUGAAUACAUUCAAUUUUCAAUAAAUGAUAAAUCUAAGUUCUUAUCUUUUAUGAAUGUGGAAGUUUUUGGUUUUUUUCUCAUUUGUUUAAUUUAAUUUUCAUUGACCAUAAUUAUGUUUAUUACUAAUAUUUUAUAUGCAUAUAGGAAAAGGAAAUUUAAAUUAUUAUUUACUAAGUAUAGAAAAAAAUAAAGUACUAUUUAUAUAUUUUGAAUAAUUUGUAGUUUGUACUAUGAAUAGAUAAAAGACAAUGAUAUGAAUCAGGAUAUACAAUUUAUUAUUAUAAGUUAUUUUUACAAUCCUCAAUUAGGAAAAUGCAGUUAUUUGCUGUUCAGUGUAUGCUAUUUAUAUACUUGUUUAAAACCCAUGCAUGAGUAUUAAUUGGUUAGUUUAAUUUAUUUUUCUAUUGACAAUAUUAUGUACUAUGUUAAAUAUUAAAUAUUAUAUUUUAGAUUUUAAGUGUACCGAAGAAUGUAUUGGUUUUAUAAUGAUGUUUUUAUUAUUUUAUUUUUUUACUGUGACAAAAAUGACCGCUUGAAAUUUAUAUAAUUUUUAGUUUAAAUUAUAAUCUAUAAAUACAGUAUAAUAAAUGCUUCAAAUAGUUUUUGUACCUUUUUAUAAAUUUUAAAAUAUAAAAUAUAAAUGGCAGGCAUUAACUAAGGCCCAUUCUCACCAAUGUAAACGUUGAUUUUUAAAUGGAGUUUAUAAGAUAGUCGACCAAUCGUGGUCAGUUAUUAGCCAUAAACUCAGUUUAAGAAUCGGAUAAAUGCCUUUUUUACGUUAAUGAAAAUGGCCCUAAACCUGUGUGGCAGGGGUCAACCAGUAGGUACCAUUAUUUUUGCAAAGCCACGUAGCUCACAAGGAAAUACAAAUGCAGUACAAUAUUGAAUUUAAUAUAUAUUUAUUUUACUAUAUGAUAUAAUAUAUAUUGUUGAAAAGCAAUACUAUUAACUGAGCUCUGCUCAGAAUCGUUUUCGUUAGCAAUGAUUAAUCUUUUUUUACAGAUAUAGGUGCAUUAAAUUCCCCUCUAAAUUCUACCUUUCCAAUUUUUCAUCUACAAUAGUGGUUUAUCCAUCGUGUGAAGUAUGUCCAUUUUUUUAAAAUUGCACUUAACAUUUUGUUUCUGUGAUGGUUAGGUAUAUUAAUAUAUUAUUAAUAUUAUCAUUAUAUAAAAUCAUUUUUUUAACUAUUGUAAUGAAUACUGUAAGCAUAGAAAACUUAUUUUUUAAGCAUUGUAAUAUUGCUGUACCUUACCCCUUGCUGGUUUUAAUAAAUUGAAUUAUUAUAAAGUAGAAAUAGCUUGCAUUUGCAUUAUUAAAAUAUAAUUUGUUAGGUAGAUAUUACUUAGCUUUUUGCUAUUAUUCAAUGGUUGAAAGUUGGUUAGCAGAAAAUUGUAUGUAACAAUUAUUUUUUUUAAUAAAUAUUUAAAUUCCGAAACUAGUGAAGAGAGAUUGUUUCAUUCUGCUUUUAAAUCAAAAAUGUUUAUUAAUUUCAUAAAUAUAUUAUUUAUAUUUAUAUAUAGAAUUUCCCCAUGACUAAUUUCUUUGUUUAAUGAACGGGUAAUUAAUUCUCAUUUAGGUAUUUUUUAUAAAAUUGAAUGCACUUAAUUCUAAAUUUGAUUUUGUUGUUAACUUUUUAGAAUUUUGGUUUCUAUGUACAAAUUUACAAGUAUUAACAAACGAUAAUGAGUCAAGAAGUAGAUGAAGCAAUAGUAACCAAAGUUAAUGAAGCUGAAACAGAUGGAAAUGGUAUAUUUUUUUUUUUAGUGAUGUUUUAAUGUCUGGUUAUUUAGAAUUUAUUUUAUUUAUGUUUUUUUAUACACAGCACUUAAACAAGAACUUACCAAUGUAGACGUAUUGAUAUGUGGCUUAUGUCAUAUAGGAUUUCAUUUUGUAGAGGAAUUUCAGGAGCACAAAAUUGAUGGAUCAUGUAAAAAAGUAUCCGCUUUUCGUGAUCAAAAUACAAUGGUACUUCAAGAUUUUUAAUUUUUUAAAUUACAAUUAGUUUUGUAGGAGUUUAAAAAUAAUAAAUAAGUUUAACUCUUAACAUAAUAUUCAAAGUGUUUGAUAUCUAAGUAGCAAUACUAAAGCCCUAACAAUUAUUAAUAUUAUUCAAUACUUUUGAAUAUAUUAUUUUUAUAUUCAAAGUUAAUUGAUAAAAUAUUUUUAUUUUUUAAACUAGUUAUUUUGUUAUUUAUCUUAAUAUUCUUUUUUUUUAAAUUCUAUAUAAAAUGCUGAUUUUGCUUUUAUAUGUAAAUUGUAAUUGGGUAAUGUGUAUGUAUAUUUUAUCAAAUAAAAUUGUAUUUUUUAUAGGACAACAAACCACAAAUUGUAGGAUUUCUACUAUGGAAAAAUUCUCAAGCCAAGCCUAUUGGUUUGUACAUGUUUACUUUUUAUUUAAUAAUAAUAAAUAGUAAUUUUCCCUUUAGUUUGUGUGAUUUUUAUCAAGUACUUAUUUAAAAUAAGUCAAAAAUGAUAAUUAGCUCAACUUAAAUAAAUAAAUAAAUAUAUUUGUUUACUUUGCUUUAUUAUAUUAUUUUUUAAUACAGCUGAAAAUCCAGAGGAAUGGAAAGUUUAUCAAAUGUGGUGCUUGCUCCCUGAAAAUGUUAAAAAUAGUUGGAUAGAAGCUGGUAAAACUAUUAACACUUACGAUGAGUUUGCUAAAACUAUUCCUAAUAAGGUUAGUAGUUAUAUUUUUUUAUUUUCAUUUUAUCUAAUAUUUAUGCAUAUUUAUCAUUGAUUAUAAAUACUAUAUGUUAUUGACUGGUCAGGUUUUACAAUGAAACUAAAUAAAACUUAAAAGAUUUUGACUAUAAGAUAGGAAAUUUUUUUUGGCUGUUUUAUACAAAGAAAGAGUAUGGUGGUGGUUUCUGAGAAAUCUAAUUUUUUCUGGUCAUGAGCAAUAUUGUAAUUUUAAUUCUUUUCAUAUUUAUUUUAUUUGCUCAAGUCUGCCAUUAGAAUUAUUUAGUUAAUAUAAUAUUAAUGAUUGAAUAUCUCAUGUGAUUAUUUUUAAUAAAUCGACUGGUAAAAAGUAAAAGAGGCUAAGCGACAGUUUUAUUACUUUUCAGGAAAGCAGAAACAAAAUUUUCAUUUGUUCUUAACUUUGGCAUUGGCGCUUCAGUAUUUAUUUAAGCUUUUAGGAAUGAAGUUAUUAUAUAUUUUUAUUUCAUUUUAUGUUACCUUAAUGGCUUGAUACUAGUUACAUAGGAAAUGUUUAAUAAUGUUUGUUUUAAACACAAUGAAUUUUUCUUAAAACUUAUUAUUUUUUGUCCCUUGACUCUAGAUUUUUUUUUUUUUUCAGAAGUAAGAAUAUUUUUAUUUUUAAAAAACACUUAUGUUUCUUGAUUCAAAAUUUGAUUAUAAAAUUAUAAUUAUAUGCAAUAAAUUAUGUAUUUAUCUAAUGAAUAAAAUCAUAAUCCCUUGAUCAAGAAUAAUAUAUGAAUAAUAAUAUAAUAAUAUAUAAUAAAUGCCAUUUUUAAAUGAGCAAUCAGAAAUGUGCAGGUAUAAAUAAAUUAAACUACAACAAUACUAAUGAUUAAUAUUAUAAUAUAAUAUAUGUUUACCUUUCCUUGUUCUUUCGUUGUUUAAUCACCAUUCACUAUGAAAAACAAACAAACAAAAAUAUUGUGACAGAUUUUACUCGAUAUCUAUCUUAUAAUAAUAUUUAAUAUCUAAUUAUUGAUAAUAAUGAUAAUAUCCAACCACAUAAUAAUUAUGUUAUUCUGUGAUAUAACAUUGAUACCAAUAUUAUAAAAGGUGAUAAGCGAUAAUAGUGGGGUCCAAGUGCUGUGUAGUUGUCACUUAGCAAACACAGUUUUAAUUAGUGUCGCCCAUACCCAAAAAAUGUGUUUAACCCCUACUUUUUUUUCAUACUUCUGUCAUUAAAUGUCACUAGUACCAAAAAAUAAAAUAUAUCUCAUUACUAAAUGGUCAUAUGAACACUAGUGCUCAUGUGAUUGAAGUCUUUAAGUAUCGGCUGUCCCGUACUAUACACCAUAUCGCUUAACCUCUUUUGUCUUUUACCAGUCUAUAUUAUCACAAACAUUAUUGUAGUAAUUAUUUAUUAUAGAAUUUGUCAAAAUGAGCAUCUUUUCAAACUUUAAUCUGAACUGAUGUAUUCAAUCUGUCAAUUGAAAUAUUAAAAGCAAUUGUGAUUAACAUCUUUAAAUAAAUAUGUAUAAUAUAAUAAAAUUUUAUAUUGUCAUAGUAGACUCUGUAAUUUAAAAUUCAGAGGAUUAAGCUGAAAAUUCUAUUUAUAGAGGUUUUUGAUUUAACUUGAGUUCAAACUAUGGAGGGGAAAAAAAAGAAAUAAUUCAAACUAAAUAAAGUUGAUUUGUAGGUACAUAUUUUAUAAUUUUAAAAAAAUUGGUUAUUUUCCUUUGGAAUCAUAUUUCAGCUACAAUUUAGUUUAGUCCAUAUUGUUAUCUUAAAACCAUGGUCUUGAAAAUUAUAUUACAUUUUUCUUCAUCCAUUUCGAGUAAUAACUAAAUAUUUAAAUUACAGAGGUUCUGGUCAAAAAUAUAUGGAUUGUAGUAUCUGUCAUCUCAUAUUUUAUUAAAGGUUUUAUACAUGUAUUUUCUUUAAAUUCUUUGUUUUUCUUAGGGGACUUAUUGUUUAGUUAAAUCUAUGGAGUUUUUAUGAAUUAUUGAGAGUGCUUUAUAUUUAUGCAUUUUAUGUGUGUUAGUUCAUAGUAUUUUUUUUCCAUUUUAUCUCCAAGAAUUAUUAUAAUUUUUUUUAAUAAAUUAAAUCUACUCCAUUUUUCUGGUCAUUGUAAUAUGAAUAAUUAAUGUUAUUCACAUCAUAAGAUUAUGGAUUGGUCCAGAUUAUUGUGCAUGGUAUAAUUUAAUACACACUCUGAAAUAAAUCAAUGUAAAUAAUAAUAGUGCUUAUUUCAGCAAUGAAAAAACAUAGCAUUCCAUAGUGUUUAUGUCCAAUUAUUUGAACAUAGUUUUAUAUGCAGUUAGCAAUCUACAGUAUUUAUAAUCAAUGACAUUUAUUUAAUAAUUUAUUUGGUCCUAGGUUAUUAAACAUGCCCAAAAUUCUUCAAAUGGCAAUUUAGAAGACCAACCACCAGUUACUAUGAAACCUAGUGGUGAAUUCCCUUCAGGGCAGGAGUUUGUAGUAGAAAGAGUUGUUGCACGUCGUUUUAAUCAAAAAAGAAGACAAUUUGAAUAUUUAUUAAAAUGGGAAGGUUACCCCCCUGAACAAAAUACUUGGGAACCAGCAGAAAACAUGUCAGCAUGUGCUCACCUUAUAAAACAGUAUGAAGAUACAUUAGUUAAAAAUGGUUCUGCUUCAUCAACACCAGGAGUAAAGAAACCUGGACGCCCUCGGAAAAUUGAACAGAUCCAAAAUAUUGGUAUAACUAAACCUAAGGUUUCUCCUCAACCACAAGUUGUUGAACAAGUUGGAUUAGGAGGGUGAGAAUUUAAAUAAAAUAUUUGUAUUAUUUGUAUAUUCUAAAAAAAAUGUAUAUAUAUAUAUAUUUUGAUUUUGAAACCUUAAAUAUGUGGCCUGUUAAAACUAAAAAUGAAAGUAAUAUUGACUCAUUAAUCAUUUAUUUAGAUAAUAUUAAUUGUGUGUGUAGAUUUAAUUGGGGUAAGACAUUAUAAUUAUAGAAAUUAUCAAUUAUAAAUUAUAAAUAAUUCAAACAAAUUAAAAAGUUCAUUUUUGUAUUAUUUUACAGUUCCUUAUUUUAAAAUUUAAGAUUUUUUAUUUAAAGAUGUCAACUAAUAUAAUUGACAUAAUAUUUUUCCAACAUAAUAUAGGUAGUAUUUUUUACAAUUAUUAAGUAAGAAAAGUUUCCAUUAAGACAAUAUUAUUUGAACAUUGUAGAAUAAUAUAUUAUAGUUCCAAUUAUUUUUAAUUAUUGAAUUGUAGGUUUUGAUAUUCACUUGUAGAAUAUCAAUUAUGCCUAUUGUCUUUUAUUGCUUUAUUGUUGUGGUUACCAAUGUCAAUAUGGAUAAAACAGUAUAUGUUCAUAAUCAUUACCACUAUUAACUCUUUGACUGCCAUGAAUUCUUAAAUUAUUGUACAUGUCAACUAUACCUUUUUAAUUUUUAAAUUUUGAUUUUGAAUUGCUUUGCGGAGCAAGAUUCAGCAGUUAUAAAUUAAUCAAAAUAUUAGUUUAUAAAUUAAAAAAAUAUACAAGAAACAAUGUAUUUAGCAUGCUACUGAUUUAUCUUUAAUCUCAAAUAAAUUUUACAUCAAUUUUCAUAUUUUAGUUUUUAUAAAUUUUAUUUGUUUAAAAAGGAGGCCAGUAAGGAGUAGUAAACAAAAAGCAAUGGAUCAAGUUAAAUAUUGGUGUGGUACCAUGAAGGCCAAUGAAGAAGUAAUUGAACCUAAAAGUACUGCUCCACAAAACGUACUGAAACGUGACUAUGUUAUGCUUGAAGAUGAAGAAGAAGAUGAAGAUAGUCCAGUAGUAAAAAAAAAAUAUUUUCAUCCAGAUUCUGAGGAUGAAGACUGGGACGAUCCAUCAUUACAUAAAUUAAAUACAACCAUUCAUGAACACGAAGAACCACAUAAUAGUAUAGGAAAAAUUAUUCCUAGAGGUAAACUGAGUAUGUCAUUAUAUGAAUUAUUAUUUAUUUUCAAAUGCAUAAUUUAUUGGAAAUAUUUCUUAUUUUGGUAAUUUUUUAAAUUUUUGAUGUAUGAUUGUUGUCAUACCAGUUAUCUGCUUGCCAUGGUAAUCAUGAUGCUAUAAGAAAAGAAAAGGUUCAAUUUAUCUUAAAGUUUAUUAUAAAUGGUUUAAGUCUAAAUGUGUACAAUAUUCAUAUAUUAAGUAAAUAUUUACCUCACAGAAAAUUGCAAUUUUUUAAAAAAGAAAAGUUCUGGUGAAAUACAUUUGUUGUUCCAAACAUUGUUCCUAUUUCAUUAAAACUUAUCUUAAUUUAUACAAUUUUAUGUAAGCAUUUAUAAGAUACUAGUAAACAUAAUUUGUAAUUUCCAAUAAUUUAUUACAAUUUGUCCGAAUACAAAAAGUUCUAUUUGAACGCACAAUAACCAUUUGAUUUUUUUGGAUAAUAAUUAUUAUUUUUAGGUCAAUUAACAAUGGAAGAACGUAUUAAGUUUAAUGUCUCAAGAAGUAUUACCAGACCAUCAGUAUUUCCUAUGUUAAAACGUGAAGAACGUGUUAAAAAAAUUAAAAAUCAUUUAAAUCAUUUCAAUAAUGUUAAUCGAAAUUCUGAUAUGGGUUUCUUACAAAUUUCUCCUCAUUUAACUCAAGUAAUACAUUUAAUAUACAAAUUUCAAAUUUGAAUCUAAUAAAUUAAUAUAAGAUAACAUAUUUUAUAUUUAUAAUAUAUAUUUUUUAAGGUUACUUUAGCAGCAAUGAAAGGUUUUGUGAAAUUAGAAACUAAUCAAGUGCCACUGUCUGGUAUCUACGUAUUUUCUAAUGUAGAUGGAUUUACCAGAUUAAAUGACAGUGAUAAAACUCAAAGUAUGAUGAUGAUGAUGAAAAAUCGAGAUGAACCAAAGAAAGGCAAAGUAGUUUAUGCUGAUGGAGCUCAAGCCCUUCAACCUCCAAAGAAAACACUUGACAUAAAUAAAGCAAGAGAAGCUGUACAUCAGUCAUCUCCCUUGCUGAAAUCUUAUACAAAAAAGUAAAUAUGUUAUUAAUUUUUAGUGACUUAAAAUUAAUUACCAAAAUAAUUAUUUACAUAUGUUUAGAACAUCAUUAAUGCAAAAUACAAAAAUCCAGGCUGCUGUAAAGCCUAGACCAUUUUUGCACAAAGUUGCUGCUGCUAAUCCAGAGUACGAGAAGUCUUUACUUCAGGUAUUUAUCUAAAAUAAGAAAUUAAGUAUUUAUUAAUUUUCUGUCAUAAUCCAUAAUUAUAAUGAUUAAUUAUUGCUUUAGAAACAUCAAGGUUCACCUGGAAUGAAAGCCCACCAUAAUAAUAUGACAUUUGUUCCUAGGCGUACUCUUAAUAAUAGAGUUCAACAAGGUAAUAUUUGUUGUAUAAUAUCUUUGUUAUUAUGCAAUAUUAUAAUUACUCUUAGCAAACCUAAAGUAAUAUUACAUUUUAUUAAUCUCAAAUUUGUUGACCUUAAAAUUUAUUUUUAUUGGUAUUUUUCUUUAGUUUAUAUGUUUUGCAUUUAAUAGAAAUACAAAUUGGUUGGUUAUUAAUUCAUAAUUAAUAACAUAAUCCAUUAUGUUCAAAGUUAAUAUUGUAAAUUUGAUUGAUAGUAAAUAAUUCUAAUAUAAUGUGUAAUAUAGAAAAAAUCCUAUUUGGGUUUGUUUUAUUUUCACAUUAGAGUAAUAAGAGUAACUACAGACUUAUUAGAGAGAGUUGAGGGUUCUAAAUCCUCCUUUUUGAACCAAUUUCUAAAUUUAAUAUAAUAAUGAGCAAUAUUAUUUAAAAUAAUUACAAGAUGUGUUUUAAAUUUAGAUCUCUUUCCCUAUAAUAUGUUUUUUUUAGAUAUAUGGUUGUUAGUGACUAAAUAUUUUAAAGUUUUUUGAUGAUUAAAAUUGAUAGUAAUUGUUUGUUUCAUACAUUUUUUACGAUACCCAGAUUAUGGGAUCAAAAUUAAGUUAAAUUUGUUUUAUUAAUGAUUGGUAUAUUUUUCUUUUCUUUAUCACUAUUUUCAAUUUUAUUCGUUGUUUUUUUUGUUAGUUUCAACAUAAAUUUCUUUAAAAACGACCAAUAUUUCAAUCUAUUGAACGAAAUUCAAUAAUAUUUAUUAACUUUCAAAUUCUUUAUAAUAUAAUAAAAUGAGAGAUAUUUAAAAAAUAAUAUUAGUCUAAUAAUUUGAUUUAGUAUAUUUUAAUUAGUUUUGUUUUUUUUAAAAUUAUAAAAACAAAAACUUAAACAUUCAUAUAUUGGGGGUAUCUAAAGUUCUAAGUACUUGAGAAAUGCGAAAUUAAUCGCUGCUGUUCAUGGCCAAUAUUUUCCAGGUGCUUACGCUUAUAACACCCCAGAGCAGUUAGAAUUUUGGGAAGACGCCAUGUCUUCCGACACUGAUGACGGCCUGUCGGACCAUUUCCCAUCAGAAGGUUCUUAAUAUUAAAUUUUCUUUGAAACAAGUUUCACAAUCACUUUUGACAGAUUUUUGAUGACUUACAUCUUGAUUCAGAAACUAAAGUUAAAAUCCUUGAAAUUAUUUUUUAGCUAAAUAACAUAGUUUUAGAAAACGCAGCAUUAUGGUCACAACAGCAGCGGUUAUGGGCCGCAAUAAAAAAAUAGUUUUGACUUAAAACAUAAUCAUGACGUGUUUGUCAUCAAAAGUUUGUCAUGAUAUUUACAAUCAAAUUGAUAUUUGUAUUAAUUAUUUCAGAUGUUUCAAUUCCACCUAAUAGUCCAAAUAGACCGCUAACACUUUGUCCUACCACUGGAAAAAGAUUAAUGAGAGCUGAAGGUGAAAAAACACCAGAGCCUACUCCGCCAUCAAGCCCUAAGUCAAUGUUAACUAUGGAUGAAACAUCUAUGAUGAAUAGACAGAAUGAAAGUCUUACUUUACCAACCUUAAUUAAAGUAUGCAUUUAUUAUUAUUAUUAUAAGCAAAAAAUAAAUAAAUAAUUUUUUAGCUGGAACCUGGAACGGUAAAUUUAGGAUCUCAAAAUCCAAUGAUAUCAAUUAAUGAACAUGAGAAAAUGAAUAUGAAUCGUGCAUCUCAAAUGCAACCUCAAAUCAGACAGAGUUUUGUUAACUAUAAAGACAUUCCAGCUGCUUCUAAUUCUGGUUUACGCAUGAAAAAAACAAAUUCAAGAUCAAAUAAUAGGUAUGCAUUGUAGAUGAAUAAAAUAUUUUUGACUAAACAUUAUGUUAAUAAUUUAAAUUUAUUGGUUUAGUAAUAAAUCUUUGCAUGUUAGCUCUGGCAUGUCCAAAUCCCAUAGCUCAUUAAACGUUCCAGCUCGGAAAAUACAACAAAAACAAGAACCUCAAGUAACUCAACAGUUUUCAAACCAACCAGCUAUACUUACAGAUGAAUCUGGACGUUUAAUUUUAUCAGCUGAUGAUGCAGAUAGUAUGAUUACUAUUACGGGAGAUGAUGGGUUGCUUUACCAGGUACAAAUACAGAAAUACAAAUCGUAAAAGUUUUGUCUAAUCCUUUUACUGCAUAAUAAAUAAUUAUUACAUAUUAUAUUUUGAGCGAAGCGGGAAUGUAUUGGUUUUACAAUGGUUUUUAUUUUUUAUAGUGGGUUUCAUAAUUGGGAAUGUUUAUAAAAUGUAUUAUUUUAAAUUUUGUUUUUUGUUAUAAUUCAGUUUAAAAUAUUUGUAGAGACUUGAAAUUUGAAUAGAAUCAAAUUUUUUUGAGCUAUUCAUAGACAUUUUAAAAUUAAGUUUUUAACCUAAUUUUUUUGUGAUAGGUAUUUGGUAGAUAAAAUGUUGGAUCAAACAGAAAUGCUUGAAAAUUUAACAUGAGGUUCAUUAUAAUUACUUAGUAGUAAAAAAAAAAAAAAAAUCAGUGUAAUAUAGAAUUUCAUAAACAUUUAUAACCGAACUGCUCAGAAUCAUUUAUCGUUAGCAAUGAUCAAUUGUUGUGUACAGAUAUAUAUAUAUUAAAUUACCAUCUAUAUUCUACCUUGCCUAUUUCUCACUUAUAGCAUGCAAUAUCAUGCAGAGUAUGUCCAUAUUUUUUAAAUGUAACAUAAUGUAUAGUUAUAAAAAUAAAAAUAAAUAGUUUUAUUAUCAAAUAACUCAACAUAGUCACUCUUACCACAAUUUUAUAAAACUUAACUAAGUUUCAUUGGAAUAGUCUUAUCACAUAAAAACAUCUGACACUUCUCUCUACUUUAUCUAACCACACUUAUUCCUAUGUUUCUCGAAUGCCACAAUAGAUCGCAAGUUCCUAAAACUGUCAAUCUCUCCAUUAAUUGAUUAUUUUCUCAAGUUGUCUUUUUGUGUUUCUCCAAACUCAUUCUGUUUUACUUCUACUUAUCUCUAGCUCCUUUACUUCAAGUGCUACUUUCCAUUUCUUAUACCUACAGUUAACGUAAUCCAGAUUUUUUCUUAUUAAAAUUAUUAUCUUAAAACAGGACAACCUACCAAAGUUUUUUUAGAACCCCUUAUAAUACUGCUUGAUAGAAUUUUAUACCGACUGUGUUUACCUGACGCAACCUCAUUUGUCAAUUCUUACUACAAGUAAAAGUACCGUGAUAGUAUUCUGAUCCAUCUUUACUAAGAGAAUGGUAUUGUCAACUAUAAGAUGAAUUCCUCUACCCUACAGAAUCAAUAUCAUAUGCCUACUAGAAUCACUCACUUGUGCUUCCCAUUAAUAGGAGCUCGAGGUCUGGGUUUGUUUAAUCUGUAGAAGCAUUUUUUUUUUCACUUCAACUUGAAUAAUUGCUCCGGAAACCGUGUGAGCAUUGCUUUGGGGCCGUUGCAAUAAUUUAUUGUCUGUAAAACCAUUGUGUAAACAUAAUGAAUACAUAAAUUACACGUUUACAAAACAAUUGCAUCUAGAAAAGACUAGAACAACUUCGAUGGCUUCCUGGACUGGGCUGUGCAUUUAUAUUAUUCUUUUCUAGUUCUGAUAAAAUAAAGAAUACAAUUUUUAAGCUAUUUUUGUAGACAUUUAAAAUAAAAUUUUAUUUGUUUUAAUAUUCAAUUAGGAUAAAAUUGUUUGUCUGAACAGAAAUGCUUUAAACUUUAAUGUGAAGUUUGUUAUUAGUUUAAAUUAGAAGUAAAAAAAGUUUGAGUUAUACUAAACUAUUUUGAUAAAUUUGACUCAAAUAUUGAAAUUUACCACAUGUCAAAACAUGUGGUUCAAACCCAAACUUUGUUCAAAAAUGUAAUUUUUGUCAACAUGGAUUUAUGGAAGUUUACAUAUAUAAAUUAAAUAACUGUAUCCUAACUUCCCACUUAUAACAGUAACGCACUCAUCAGCUAUUUUCUAUUUUUGUUAUGUAGGUUUCUGCGGCACAAUUAGCAGCUAGUGGAGGUACAGUUUUAUUGGCUGGAAAUGGUGAAGGAGAUGGGCAACAAUGCGUGUUUCUUACAGAAGAUGGAAAUGGUAUGAUUCAAGGUAAUGCGAAUCAAGAAGGAAUGAUGACUUUGGAUGAUUUUAGCAGCUCUGUUGGUCAGAUGAUGCCACAACAGGUGUGUAAAAUUACAAGCAUAUUAAUACAAAAACUAUAUAAUAUAAUACAUAUAUAUAUAUAUAUAUAUAUAUAUAUAUAUAUAUACAUAUAUAUACACAGUGUUCAUAUUUCUAGGGUAAUACUAAUUAUUUUUGCCAGAUUGACUUGGCUUUGAAUUCGUAUUUUGGGAGAUGUUGAGGGUAAUGAAAUUAUUAUAAAUUUCAAAUGUCAACAUUUUUUGAUACUUGCGUGCGCCAUAAAAAUGUCUUUUUAAAUAGUAACACAUAUUUUUGACACUAUAUAUCGAACAGUCUUAUUAUUAUUUCACAAAUAUAACUUAAAAAGUAUAAAAAUUACUGUUUUAUAGAAAGUUAUUUAUAAUUUAAAACCUUAGGCCUGGAAUUAUAUGCAUUUAAAAAAUGUGAAAUAUGCACUUAUGCAUACAAAAGUAGCUAAAUAUGCAAUUACACAAUAUAUAUAUUAAAACAAAAAACAUUUUUUACACUGACAAUUUAAUGUUUUAAACCGUUAAAUUUUCUAUCAAAAACAAAGAAAUAUUUAAUUAAAAUAAUUAUAAUUGAAAUAAAUUUUAAAUAGAUUAAAAUGUAAUUCUUUAAUAUUGUAUAAUUUUCAAAAAGAUCAUCAACAGUUAAUAAAAAAACAUAAAAGGUAAAACAAAUUAACAAAAUUAUAAAACCAAGGUAUUGGUGAUUGUGAUGUAUUUAUUUUCGUUAUCUAAAUUUCACACACUGAGGUAAACUUAAAAAUUUUUCAACAAAAUUAUUCUAAGAAAUAAUGUCUACAAUUUUUGUCAUUAGUAAAAUUGAUUUAUCAUAAAUAUAAUUUCUCAAUUGAUUUAAAACAUUAAAUAAGCAAAAUAAAAUUUGGUAUUUAAAUUAUAUAUGAUAUGGACAGUCAACAUUUCAAAUCUCCCCUAGAUGUGCAUACAUUAUAUAUAAACAUACAAAUGCAUAUAAUUCCGAGCUUUAGUAAUACAUUCAUGUACACAUACAUACUAAGAUUUGUUUAAAAUAUUUUUAUAAUUCACAAAAUUUAGAUAGUUGUAUAUCGAGCAAUUUUUGAGAUAAAAAAUGUAUUGACAUAAAUUGUUUGAAAAAAAUAAGACAAUUUAAAUCUAGUGUCAUAAGUUAACUGUUACUGUUCAAAAAAGUAAUUUUAUUUGCACAUAUGCACACACUAUAAUAAAUGAUAAAACUGUAAUCUCUCAUUCUUUCUACUUUCAUUAUCGGUGUUAUGCACAUGUCCAUAAUAUUUUCUGUCUAUUAUAUAAUACAGUAAAAUUUUUGAAUCGCAUACAUUCUAGGUUAUCCAAAUUUUGUCCUCUUCAGAGGGAGUAAAUGUUUGAAAUGCAUAAAGGGUAAAUAUGUAAAUUAAAACCUUUGUGCUGGGUAAAAUUAAAUUAUAAUGCUAUUGUUAAGUAUAAUUACUAAUUAUAUAGAUUCAAUAUUGUAUAAAACAAUAUUUUUGAUAAUUUAUAUCUUCUUUAAAUAAUUAAAAUGUAUGAAAUGGUAUGAAUUUUAGAAAAUUAAAGUAUAAAAACAUAUUCUCUAGUGACUAACCACAUUUUGGUCAUGAGGAGAGUACAUCCGCUAUUCGUACUUCUAAACUAUUGAAAAACAGUGAAAAUGUUCCCACUCUCCUAAAAAAAUCAUAAGUUAUUGGAAGAUGUCUAUUAGGGGAGAUUUUAUUAUAUUAUUAUAAUGUAAUUAUUGUGAGAAAAAUCAAAUUUAUACUUUUUAAAAUAAUUUAGGGAGAAUCUGUAAUCCCAAAAUACAUUGUCAUUUAUCACCAUAUAUAUAAGCAGAAAAAUCACACUAGACACAGUCAUAUUAAAUUAUUUUGGUCUAUAUAAUAUUAUUUCUAAAUUUUGUUUUAUUAGAAGCCAACUAUCAAUUGGUAUAAUAAGUAGUCAUCAAAAAAAAAAGAAAUUCAUAAUUUAUUGUUUUUUAUAGUUGGACUUAGGAAAUUUGGUCACUGAUGAUGCAGGAAAUAUGUAUAUUAAAGAUAAUGAAACUGGUCAAUAUGUACCUGUAUCAGCUACAGAACAGGGAGGUCAAGUCGUUAUACAACCAAGUGAAACUUAUGCACAAGAACCUCAAGUUAUGCAAGAAGAACAAGAUCAAUUGGUUGCACAAAUUGUGGAUGCUGGAGAGCCAACUCCUGGAGGCACGUUUUAUAUGACAUAUUUUACAUUUUAUUGUAAGCUAAUAAAUCUUUUUUUGAACAGGUGGUCCACGUAGAGUAGUCUUACAAUUACCUGAUGGUAAUUUAAUGGUAACUGAAAUGGAGGAAGAACAGUUUGCUGCUCUUGAAAUGGAUAAAUAGUAUGUACUAUGAAUUAUAUAUUAUGUUUUUUAAGGUAAAAUAGUUAAUAGCUAAUUUUUUCAUACAUUUUAUUUAAUUGGAAUAACUCAAUUAAAAACAUGUUUUUUGUAAUAUUUUAUUUAUAUUAACAGUAAAAUAUUAUAAUAUUUAAAGAUUUGAAAAUCUUUAUAUUUGUAUGACUGAUUCAAAUUGAAAAAAAAGAACAUUUUUUUAUUGAAAACAGAAAAUGGAUUACCUACCUAUUAUAUUAUAUUUUACCUAAUAAUACAUAUAUAUUACAAAGGGAUAUUGUAAAUCCACAAUUAUUAUAUUCAGAUUAAUAGAAUUUUUAUUUUUAUUUCUGGUUUGGUUUGAUUUUUUACUUCAUUACUGUAAAUUUAUUUUACCAAAUAUUGAUAGGUCUUUUUUUGUGAAAUAGUAUUAAAAAUAUUUAUAGUAAAUAAGUUUUUUUUUUUAAUUUAUUUUAUUACUUGUUCAAAAAAAAAUUAUAAACUUGUAAUUUUUGUGAAAAUUAAUAUGGAUUUGAAAAUUAUUAAAGAUUGCAAAACCAUUAUAAUAUAAUAAUAUUAUAAUGUUAUGUAUAUAAUAUAUUAUAGACUAGGUUUUAUUGAUGAUUAUAUUUAUUUUAAUUUUAUACUAUAUAUAUGAAAUAAAAUCUGAACUAUGUUCACUUUUAUACUUGUAAAUAAAUGGAAA
Molecule: messenger RNA, 17164 nt
Organism: Cinara cedri
Lineage: Eukaryota; Metazoa; Arthropoda; Insecta; Hemiptera; Aphididae
Source: the annotation of a GenBank genome assembly